Molecule: messenger RNA, 1724 nt
Organism: Exaiptasia diaphana
Lineage: Eukaryota; Metazoa; Cnidaria; Anthozoa; Actiniaria; Aiptasiidae
Product: THO complex subunit 6 homolog
Exons: 14
Coding region: 22-1095 (357 amino acids)
Biological process (GO): mRNA export from nucleus
Cellular component (GO): THO complex; transcription export complex
Molecular function (GO): protein binding
Source: RefSeq, a predicted model, not a curated record
UUUCAUGUACUUCUGAUUAUAAUGUCAAAUACUUUUGGGUUCCCUGUGGAAAACUAUUACUUUAAGGUCAGCGGUCAAAUUUCAAAAUACAAAAUGGCGGCAACUUAUCAGGAACGCAUUUUAGCUGAAAGAAAGCGAAUUCACACGUAUGUUUUCGACGUUGCGUUUUCUCCAUGUGGUAAUUUUUUUGCAGCUUGUAACAACUUUGGUAACAUCGCAGUGUUCAGUUUGUCCUCAGCACUUGCUCCAGAUGCAGACUCGCAAAGUAGAAAACCUUUGUUCACCUUUCAAGCUCAGAGUGGACCAAUCUACACACUCUUAUCCACAAACACAUUUCUUAUCAGUGGGGGAUCAUCAGAUAUCAAUGGAUGGCGCUGGGAUGAUAUUCUAGAAAUGUCAACUGGGUCAUCAUGGAUACUGACUCCUCCAUCAAGUUCAGCAGAUGCACCUGAAACCAAUUCUCUUGUUUAUGACAAGGAGAGCAAUGUUCUUUUCUCUGGUUGUGGAGACAAUAAUGUGUAUGCUUGGGAUUUAGAAAUGGGUUCCUGUAAGAAUACCUUCAAAGGCCAUACYGACUAUAUCCAGUCACUUGCCCUACGCAGUACAAGUAAUGAGUGUUUAAGUGGAUCAGAGGAUGGAUCAGUAAGAUUUUGGGAUUGCAGGGCAGGAUCUAUGACAAACAUAGUAGAACCAUAUAAAGAUAAGAAUCUCAAUAGACCUAAGUUUGGUAAAUGGAUUGGAUGUACUGCCUUAGACCCUAAUGAAGAAUGGAUGGCAUGUGGUGGAGGACCAAGAUUGUCUAUAUGGCAUCUACGCUCGUUAACAUGCACAAGUAUACUAGACACACCUGAUUCUUGUCAACAGAAUGCUUUAUUUUAUGAAGAUACAAUUUUGUCAUCUGGUACAGAAUCAUCAAUUUUUCACUGGCAAGUUAAUGGCGAAUUGAGAUCAAAAGUGCCUUGUACUGCUUCAUCUGUUUAUGCCAUGAGAGUGAACUCAACACAUAAGCAGGUUUUACUUGUUGGAGGAAGCUCAGCAAACAUUGAUGCUUACAUAAACUUUGGCUACAAAGCUUUUUCAUUUACAUUUUCAUGAUUCCAUUUGCUGUUGACAUCAUCAUUCACAUGACAAGAACAUAAGACGCGCGACCUAUGUGUUUCCUGAAGUGACAUUUUUCACUUCUUGAAAAAAAGGAAAAAUACUUGAGAAAGCAAGAGUAAGGGUUGAUCCAGGGGGUGAUUAGGGUCGCUAGGUAACCCCCAUCCUUUUAGGGUCAAGAAAUGUAGAACAUGUAAUUAUGAUAUAAAUUAAUAAAUGCAGUUCAACCUAAAUUUGACUCAUUCUGAAAGGAAUUUCAUUUUUCUGCAACCUCAUUAAUGAAUCCUUUGAAUAUUUGUUCUUGAGUUAGUCACCCCCUCUUUGAACAUUCUGGAUCUACCUCAGUAGAGAUUAUAGAAGAAUGACCUCAAUGCGUAUAGCUAAACCAUUGUGAUAUCACUGCAUGUGACAUCCAAUAAAAACACAAAACAUGUUAAGAUAGCUAGAGGAAUACUGGAAAUACUUUAAACUUGCUUUUUAUAUCAAUAAAAUAAUCUUUUACAAAUUAAUUCUUUUUUGAAUUUGAUUGUUUCAAACAAAUUUGUAAACAUUUGUUAAUUUUUUCACUUUUACUUGUUGUAUUAUUUAGUAGUAAGAGAUAAAUAAUUAAUAAAUGUUUUAGCAUA